This is a messenger RNA of Aspergillus eucalypticola CBS 122712, 396 nucleotides long. RefSeq names its product TOM13-domain-containing protein. The transcript is spliced from 2 exons. NCBI's taxonomy places the organism in Eukaryota, Fungi, Ascomycota, Eurotiomycetes, Eurotiales, Aspergillaceae. Gene Ontology annotation, cellular component: mitochondrial outer membrane. Gene Ontology annotation, biological process: mitochondrial outer membrane translocase complex assembly; protein insertion into mitochondrial outer membrane. The record is from RefSeq and is a predicted model, not a curated record. The coding region runs from base 1 to 396 and encodes 131 amino acids.
AUGGCCGCCGACCUCUCCAGCUCGAGGGAGCUGUAUGAAUCUGGACUGACUGUCCACUCAGAUUCUGAGAAUUAUUCGGCCAAUCAUGACAUCUCCGGCUCUCAGUCAUCCUCCUCGAGCUCCCCCUUGAUCCUCUACAAGCCCCCGACCAUCUGGAGUAUCCUGCGGGGAGCUGCCAUUAACCUCGUUCUUCCAUUCGUGAAUGGCUUGAUGCUGGGGUUUGGCGAGUUGUUUGCACAUGAAGCAGCCUAUCGACUCGGCUGGUCCGGGACAAAGGUCUUCCCUAUGCAUCGGCGUUCGAGACCUAUCGGGCCCGGAAUCGAGGUGCGAGACAUCCCGUCGCAACGGAGGGGGACUAGGGCGGCCGGACUGAAGGAUGCUACGUCUCUAGAGUAG